UUAGUUAUUCGGCCUUCAUGUACAAACAUAUAAUCAUAUCAGCAUAUCGUUAAAAUAAAUUAAUAACGCAUCGCGAUUCACGAUUCUAAUUGCGAUUCAACUUAAUUUCGUGAUAUUGUUAUUUGGUACCUAAUAAAAUAUAAUGAAUGCCAGUCCUUUCGAUUAUAGCUCGAUGUCUUUCAGCAGAGUGGCGCCGGUAUCUGACAAAAUAGACUUGUUAGAAUGUCGUGUGUGUGAAGAUAUAUUCAGUCUUCAAGGAGAUAAAGUUCCACGUCUCUUAUAUUGUGGCCACACUAUAUGUCAUUCCUGUCUGUUACGAUUGUACCAGCGAUGUUCUUCAGUUCAAUGUCCAUUUGAUAGACAAACAACACCCAUUGGGUCAUCAGGAGUAUGGGGACUAAAAAAAAAUUUUGCACUGUUAGAGCUAUUAGAACGCUUACAAAAAAGUAAUAAAACAGAGAUGAAUAUUAAUACAUAUAUGAAUGCGGAGACAAUAAAAAAGGAAGAACAACUACAUGUGUCUUGUGAUGAAAAUGACAACCAUAUAGCUGUUCUUUAUUGUACAGUGUGCUGUACAAAUUUAUGUUUUUAUUGUUCUGAACAAACUCACAGUACACGAACAUUAGCGAAGCAUCGAAGAGUUCCGUUAUCGGAAAAACCUCAAGAAAGACCUCGUUGUCCAUCACAUCCAUCUCAUGUAGCUGAAUUUACUUGUUUACAAGAUAGUUGUCGUCAACCUUCACCUCCUCUUAUGUGUUUUGUUUGUAAGGACUAUGGUAUUCAUAAAAAUCAUAAGCAUGCUUUAGUUGAAGCGGAAGCAGAAAACAUACGUUCAAUGGUAAAAAGUGCUGGUCCAUUAAUGAGAAAUCUAAUGGAAGAAAUCAAUGAUACCAUUCAAAGAUUAGAUCAAGUUAUGUUACGCCUAGAGGGAGUGGAUUCAAAUAGUCAAGUCGAUAAUGAUCCAUCUAACAAUGGUACUGGUUGUAUGGCACGAGCUCGAGUACAAUUGUACUUUCAACAUCUGCGUGAAACUUUACAAGUCCAAGAAGCUGCUGCAUUGAGUGCUGUUGAUACACAUAUCCGUGAAAGAUUGGCUUCUUUAAGAAGUUUACAAGAAGAUUUAGCCUUGUCAUUAUCCCAGGUGGCUGUAAUUUGUGUACAGUGUGAGCAGGCUGUACGUCAAGAUGAUUCUCGUAUUAUAUCUGCAAGUGCAGAUAUCAGUCAGGCUUUAAACGUGAUUGAAAAGCACAAACAAAUGUUUACUGAACUCGGGCCCGAACAAUUGCAACCAGAUGCCAGUAUACCAAUUACUUUUACAAAAGAUAAUCGAGUUCACAUUGGUCCUAAAAUGGAAAUUCGUGUUGUUACUUUAGGCUUGGAUGGAGCUGGGAAGACAAGUGUGCUAUUUAAGUUGAAACAGAAUGAGUUUAUGACUAUGAUACCUACACUUGGAUUUAAUGUGGAAACUGUUGACUAUAAAAACAUGAAGUUUACAAUAUGGGAUGUUGGUGGACAGCCUAAAUUAAGACCAUUGUGGAAACACUAUUACCUGAAUACACAAGCAGUGGUAUUUGUUAUUGAUUCUAGUGACCAGCAGCGACUUUUAGAAUCAUCCAAUGAAUUGGCUAAGCUUAUGACAGAAAAAGAGUUGAAAGAUGCUGCUUUAUUAAUUUUAGCUAACAAACAAGAUAUACCGAGUUGUGUGACUGUUGAAACUAUAACAGAAUUGUUUGGCCUGUAUAAACUAUGUUGUGGACGUAGUUGGCACAUACAAGCAUGUGAUGCUCAGAGUGGUGCUGGCCUUCACGAUGGACUUGAUUGGCUGGCAAGACAGUUGGUUGCUUCUGGUGUCCACGAUCUCAACUAAUCUUGCAUUUUUUGAUAUUUUUGAUAUUUUUAUUUAUUUAGUAUUAUAGAGAUAUAUUAUCGCAUACACUUUCAGUAAGACCAAAUUUUAUAACAACAUUACGUAAUUAAAUAAACCUUUAUUUAUUUACUUAAUUCAAUUUGUUAUAAUAUUUCUGUUAUUUUGUUUUUCUACUAACUUGAUAAUAUCAUGCUGAAAAAAAAUAGAAUUCUAUUUAAAAAUGUUUAAAAGUAUUUCUAAAAGAAAAUUAAAAUAUUACUACUUACUGUGUACUUGAUAUAUGAAAGAAAUGUAUCAUACAUAAUAGAGAUUACAUUAGUGAAUAAGAGUCUGUAUUUUGGGCCCACAAACUUAAAGUUAACACAUUGAGUUGGAAUAAAUAUUCCACAAUCGACCUAAAAAAUAAAAAAAUAUUAAAUAACUUACCUCUCAGAUUAAGUUUGAUUAGUAUAAUUAUUUAAUUUGGUUUUUUUUCAAACCAUUAUAUACCCUUUCUUUUUAGUCAUUAUUAUACAUUUUUUGUUAGUUAUAAAUUUUUUUUAUGGAAUGUAAUUGAUGAUAAUGUGCUAUUAUUCAAUAAGUACCUAUUAAGCUAUUACUUCAAUUUAUAUUUAUAAUACUUAUGUUUUGUAAACAAUGUAAAGUAGGGCCCAAAUUUAUUUAUAUUUUUUUAACUGAAAUUUUUAAAGUAUGAUAAAUGUAUUUUAUAACUUACCAUAAAAAUUGUUAUGAAUUUGUC
This is a messenger RNA of Adelges cooleyi (spruce gall adelgid), 2606 nucleotides long. RefSeq names its product E3 ubiquitin-protein ligase TRIM23-like. Gene Ontology annotation, cellular component: plasma membrane; cytoplasm; lysosomal membrane. Gene Ontology annotation, molecular function: GTP binding; zinc ion binding; GTPase activity. Gene Ontology annotation, biological process: intracellular protein transport; vesicle-mediated transport. The coding region runs from base 143 to 1867 and encodes 574 amino acids. NCBI's taxonomy places the organism in Eukaryota, Metazoa, Arthropoda, Insecta, Hemiptera, Adelgidae. The transcript is spliced from 8 exons. The record is from RefSeq and is a predicted model, not a curated record.